Molecule: messenger RNA, 2185 nt
Organism: Rubroshorea leprosula
Lineage: Eukaryota; Viridiplantae; Streptophyta; Magnoliopsida; Malvales; Dipterocarpaceae
Source: the annotation of a GenBank genome assembly
GAGAUCUUUGCUCUUCGCAGGAUCUCUGUUGCAGACAACCUCCCUCAAUGCAUCCUUCGAUUCCCAAUGUUGAUGUCUUCGAUCUCCUUCCUCUGAUCCAGAUCCUAAAUCUUCUUCUUCUCCGUAAAUUUCCUCUUCAAUUGGGUAUAGUUUUCAUCCUAUGGGUUCAUUCUCGAGCCCUAGAAAUCGCACUUCAAUUUGCUCUCUCCCCGUUUCCGCCUUCAUUUUCUGGUCUCUCGCCGUCGUCUCUGCUCAGGUAUUCAGCUUAUUUCAUUGGUUUAUUUCCUUUUUGCCAGUAGUUCCAUAUGGGAAUGGAAAAGGACAGCAUUCGAGCCAUCUGUGAAGCUUUUUUUCUUUUUUUGGGGGAUAUUUUCUGUAUGAUGGAGGAUGUUUGUGUCUGAACAAUAAUUCUACUCAUGGGUUCGCAUUUUUAACAAUUUCUGUCAUGUUCUUCGUUAAUUUCUAGUUCAGAUUGAGAGUGAUGUUUGUUUGCUAUUGUUAGGAUUCUCUGCUAGAAAAUGGGAAGGAGGAAUCAAGUCAGUCGAUUGAUCUCGGCCGCCGUGGUGGAAUGCUUCUUGCAAACGAUCUUCAGAAUGAUGUUGAUUCUGCAGGUCUCGAUCUUGGGUUUGCGGCUGCUGGUCUUGGCAUUUUUGAUGCAUUCUUUGCAAGUUUGUCAAUGAUAAUUGUCACAGAGGUUAGUUUGAUUAAGUUAUUACAUUACUCCUUUAUAUCUUGGAAGUUCUUACAUCUCUCAUUGAUUAUGAAGAAUGUCAGUUUCUUUUCCCCCAAAAUUAACAAAAGGAUGUAAUUGUUAAAAGGAAAUAUAUCAUCUGAGAUUUAGCAUAAUAGAGUGAUCCAUCUUCAAUUUUAUUCUCUAAAUUCUAAUAUUAACAAAGGUCUACACCAAAACUAUGAAUAUUCUUUUACUUAAAUUAAUAUGUGAUUUUAUGCUGGUAGAUUGGAGAUGAGACAUUUAUCAUAGUGGCUCUCAUGGCAAUUUUGCCAUGGCAAGAAUAAGUUAUUUUGCGUUCUAAUAUCACAUAGACUGCUCUCAUGGAUACUAUUUUUCAUCCUAUGCUAUACUUGUUUUUGGGAAGAAUAAGUUAUCAAGUACCAUGUGAAGAAAAUGAGUGGAGAGAGUAUAUUUGUUAUCAAAUAGAGGCUAAUCUUACAUUUAGGAUAUCAGCAUGAUUUUUAAAAUCUUAAGCUAAUAUUUGUGGCAGGAAACCUUCCACCAUGCACUUUGCUGUCAAAACUUUCUAGAAUAUCAUCUCAAUUCAUAGGUUUGCAUUAUUCCACAUAAAUCCAUGAGUUAUUUUGUCUUAAAACACCUUCAACAUGAAUUCAGAAAUGAUGACUGUCCUGUGGCUGUUUUUACUCCUUGGAUUGAACUUUUAUCUUAUGGUUUUUAUUUUACUUUAUACUUUUAUUUAUUUGUUUUUAUGAUUCUUCCUUUUGGUUGACAUAAUGCUGGCUCCUGGACUGAUUGGAGCACCAUGUUCGUUGUUAUCAUUGCCUUUUACUUUCUCUCUGAAAAAUGGUUCUUUUAGCAUUUAAACCUGAAAUAUGUGGAAACUCUGUUUCUUAGUUUGCUUUUUCUGAAUUUUAAAUUGUAGCUAGCUUUUUUUACAUCCCUUUUAAACUUUUGUUCUUGUAUUUAAGUUAUCAAAUAAGAUGUGGUAUCUGGUUGGCCUUAGAUGGGGAUUAAAAAAACUAAGAGAUUAUGUUUUGUCCUGAUAUGCCGUUCUCAAUGCCUUUUUUGGAUUUCGGCUACUUUACAUUGCUUGGAAAUCAGAUUCAAAGUCCUCUCAGAAGAAGGAAAUGGAAGAGGUAUGCUUUUAUGGUACUCAUUUUGACCACCAGAUAUGAUGGUAAAUGUAUAGGUAUAACAGGAGAAGAACCAGAAUAUGCUGACAAGACAUUAUGUAUCAGGUUUUCUAAUAAGUUUGUUACUUUUAUCUCAGACCUGAUUUCCACCCAGAAAAAUGAUAAAAUGUGCCUGGCGUACUCUAUUUAAGUGCUGAAUUUCCUUAGAAGGACUGUGAACUUUUAUUUAUUUAUUUAUUUAUUUUGAACUGCAAAGAAAUUUAUUAGAAGAAUUGUGAACGUUUAUAAUCUUGUUCUUUUCCUUGUUCAACCUUUUCCUUAACGUGUUUUUGUGUAUUUGUGGGAUUAUUACUUCAUC